GCUCGAUGCUUGGUUCAUCAACCCCUUUGCUCUGAGUAGACAUUCAACCCUAACCCGUAAGCAUCCCAGAAAUGCAUGCAGGGAUUCUAAGUGCCCCACAUUUACCAUCGCGAAAGAGGUGCGUUUCCAGGCAGGCAAUCGAGUCCCCUCCAGCUUCAGCGCGUCAAUUCCACUGGACGGACGCGGAAAGCUUCCUCUCUUUUCCCGUUAUAAAGUGACAUCACCCACAAACGAUCAAGACACCCUUCCGACUGUCUUCAACCACCGACGUCCGAACUCUGCACAGCAUCGCAAUCGCCUUCCUAUCUUGCCAAUCCAUCGAAAACUCGAACCCAGCAUCGCAUGAACCACAACCACAAAGAUGGGUAUUAAACAGCUUUUCUCAAUCAUCAAAGAUGAAGCGCCGGACGCCAUCAAGGAGGGCGAGAUCAAGAACCAGUUCGGUCGCAAGGUUGCCAUUGUGAGUUUCUCCAUGAGCAUCUACAGCUUCCUAAUCGCCGUCCGCUCCGACGGCCAACAACUAAUGAACGAAGCCGGCGAAACCACCUCGCACCUAAUGGGCAUGUUCUACCGUACCCUACGGAUGGUCGAGAACGGCAUCAAGCCCCUCUACGUCUUCGAUGGCGCACCGCCCAAGCUGAAAUCAGGCGAGCUAGCCAAGCGAUUCCAGCGCAAGCAGGAAGCCACCGAAGGGCUGGAGGAGGCCAAAGAAACGGGAACGGCCGAGGACGUGGAGAAGUUUUCGAGGCGAACAGUCCGCGUCACGCGCGAGCACAAUGCCGAGUGCCAGAGGUUGUUGAAGUUGAUGGGCAUCCCUUACAUUGUGGCGCCGACGGAGGCGGAGGCGCAGUGCGCGGUGCUGGCGCGCGCGGGCAAGGUGUAUGCGGCGGCGAGCGAGGAUAUGGAUACGUUGUGCUUUAAUACGCCGAUUUUGCUGAGGCAUUUGACGUUUAGCGAGCAGAGGAAGGAGCCGAUUCAGGAGAUCCAUUUGGAGAAGGUGUUGGAGGGGUUGAAUAUGGAGAGGAAGCAGUUCGUCGACCUCUGCAUCCUCCUCGGCUGCGACUACCUCGACCCCAUCCCCAAAGUCGGUCCCAGCACAGCGCUCAAGCUGAUCCGCGAGCACGGCACGCUCGAAAAGGUGGUGGAGGCGAUGAAAGCCGACCCCAAGGGCAAAUACCAAAUCCCGGAGGACUGGCCGUUCGAGGACGCGCGCGCGCUCUUCUUCGAGCCGGACGUGCGGCCUGCCGACGACCCGCUGUGCGACUUCAAGUGGGAGAAGCCCGACAUCGAGGGGCUCGUACAGUUCCUCGGUCACGAGAAGGGGUUUUCGGAGGACCGCGUCCGCAGCGCGGGCACAAAGCUCGAGAAGAACAUGAAGACCUCGCAGCAGGCGAGAAUCGAGGGCUUCUUCAAGGUGCUGCCUAAGUCCGAGGAGGAGAAGAAGGCGCAUAAGCGCAAGCUGGAGGAGCAGGCGGAGCAGAAGAGGAAGAAGGUCAAGGACGAGAAGAAGGAGAAGGCGAAGCUUAAGGCGAAGCCUCGUGGUGCUUAGGGCGGGAAUGUCAUUUCGUGGCCGAUUACCUACCGUGUUCUGAUGGGUGCUGGAGUUUCAGGAGUUUCUUGGAGUUUACAGGCGGGAAGGAAAAGGAUACGGGUUGGAUAUGCGUGCAUCGUUCCAGCACGUUGAGGAAUCCGUGGAACUCGAGGUUUCGGGAAUAUGCAUCUUUUUUUUUGUUCAUGCGAAUGAAUGAUUGAGUCCUCACAGAUCUACCACCAUCUCCGGACCAUGUUUAUGUAUUAAUUAUCAUGGGAUACAGACCGCUAUCACGGAGCAAGUUGCUGCAAUAAGAAGUUUUGUUAUGUAUCCC
Neurospora tetraspora is the source of this 1865-nucleotide messenger RNA. Its product is annotated as DNA-repair protein rad2. The record is from RefSeq and is a predicted model, not a curated record. Gene Ontology annotation, cellular component: nucleus; cytoplasm. The transcript is spliced from 3 exons. Gene Ontology annotation, molecular function: 5'-flap endonuclease activity; DNA binding; 5'-3' exonuclease activity. The coding region runs from base 362 to 1549 and encodes 395 amino acids. NCBI's taxonomy places the organism in Eukaryota, Fungi, Ascomycota, Sordariomycetes, Sordariales, Sordariaceae.